Molecule: messenger RNA, 1955 nt
Organism: Fundulus heteroclitus (mummichog)
Lineage: Eukaryota; Metazoa; Chordata; Actinopteri; Cyprinodontiformes; Fundulidae
Gene: angpt2b
Product: angiopoietin 2b
Exons: 9
Coding region: 93-1610 (505 amino acids)
Biological process (GO): Tie signaling pathway
Molecular function (GO): receptor tyrosine kinase binding
Source: RefSeq, a predicted model, not a curated record
GAACGCAGACUCAACUCAUCCACCUGACCAGGUGGUGAAACCUCCUCCUCCCCUCCCCUCCCUGCUUCCCUUUUCCCUUCUUCUGGCGCGACAUGGGCCACCUCCUCUCCCUGACUCUUGUCUACCUGGCCUACCUGCUGACCGCAGGGAUGGCCUCCCAGCGUCAGCAGCAUCGCGUGCAGCACGGCCCCUGCACAUACACCUUCAUCCUCCCCGAGGUGGAGCAUUGCCAACCUUUGAAGGACUUCCAGGUGACAAACACCCUGCAGAGAGACUCGCCACCCGAUGCUGAGCCUGACAAAGGCGAUGCCAAGGACCGUUUUAGACAACAAGAAGGGCCUUCGUGGCAGGAGCGGAAGCUGGAGACUCUGGAGAGCACCAUGGAGAAUAACACUCUGUGGCUGCAGAAGCUAGAAAACUUCAUCCAGGAGAAUGUGCGCUCUGGUGUGGAGGAAAUAAAGAGGUCUACAGUGCACACCCAGACAGCCGCCAUGCUGGAGAUGGGAACCAACCUCCUGAGCCAAUCAGCAGAGCAGACUCGCAAACUGACAGAUGUUGAGACCCAGGUGUUAAACCAGACAAGUCGCCUAGAGAUCCAGCUGCUUGAGUACUCACUCUUUACAAACCGUCUGGAGAAACACAUUCUGCUACAGACUCAAGAAAUCGGACGGCUCAGUGAAAAAAACAGCUUUCUGGAACAAAGGCUUUUGGCACUUGAGGCGCGCUACGGGAAGGAGCUGCAGGACCUGCAGGGUGAAAAGCAGCAGCUUCAAGACGUUCUGGCGAGGCAGAGUCACCUGGUCAGUCAGCUCCAGGGUGAACUUGGAAGCUCGACGCUCAACAGCACCGCGCUGCAGAGGCAGCAGGCAAGGCUGACGGACACUGUGGAGCAGCUACUGACAAAAGUCAGCCAGUGCAAGGAAACGACCAAUACGCCCAAGAAGGAGAAACGCACUUUCAGGGACUGUGCAGAGAUUCUGCGAUCAGGAGUGAAGGAGAACGGAUUAUACAGCAUACGGCUGCACAACUCCACCCAGGACGUGAAGGUGUACUGUGACAUGAAGACCAGAGGUGGGGGGUGGACGGUGCUGCAGCACCGGAGGAACGGCUCCGUCGACUUCCACCGCAGCUGGGCCGAAUACAAAACGGGCUUCGGAGAGCCAUCAGGGGAACACUGGCUGGGAAACGAUAUCAUUCACAAGCUGACCAGCGCGCAGGAAUACAGUCUGCAAAUCCAGCUCCGGGACAGAGAGGGGAACGAAGCCUUCUCUCAUUACGAUCACUUCUACAUUGACGAUGAAAACCACAACUACAGCCUUCACAUCGAGGGGUUCAGUGGCACCGCCGGCAAAACCAGCAGCCUCACCCACACUGGUAGCCAGUUCAGCACCAAGGACAGAGACAACGACCGUUGCACUUGCAAGUGUGCACAGCUCUCCUCGGGAGGAUGGUGGUUUGACGCGUGUGGCCCAUCCAACCUGAAUGGCAUAUAUUACCCCGCUUCAUCCAAUGUAGUCCGCUUUAACGGCAUUAAGUGGUACUACUGGAAGGGUCCAAAUCUGAUGGCUACCAUGACAACCAUGAUGGUGCGUCCUGCUAACUUCAGAUGAAAUGGCUUCUGAUUGAUGGAUCCUUGGAAACUUUAUGUUGCAGACAACUAUAACAAUCAAUGGCCUUGAAUAAAUAUAGGUGGCGAGCGAAGCCUUCCAACCAAGACUGCCAUCCAGUUGGUCAACAACCCGAAAAAUGACUCUUAUGAGUGUUUCUGAAAGGGUCCUCCUUCUGUCACCACAUAGGACUUUUGGUAACGAGAUAAUAAUUGAAGGACCAUCAAGCACAACACUUUUGUUUUUUCGAACAUGUCAUGUUUAAAUUUAUUUUAAUAAGGGAGCGUACUAAACUUGGUGAGGUUUAGAAAUUAAAACAACAUAUUAGGUUCAGGAUAUAUAUAUAUA